Messenger RNA from Guillardia theta CCMP2712, 744 nucleotides. RefSeq lists its product as hypothetical. The record is from RefSeq and is a predicted model, not a curated record. The transcript has 11 exons. NCBI's taxonomy places the organism in Eukaryota, Cryptophyceae, Pyrenomonadales, Geminigeraceae. The coding region runs from base 1 to 744 and encodes 247 amino acids.
AUGAGCGUGCGUCCAGUCGAAGGGGCUCAGGGCAUUCCGGUUGCCCAGGCGCUUGCUCCACUGGACAUGAGCGGGCUGAAUACUCUUCCUGAUUGCUCGAAGCUGUCGUUCCGAGGAGCUCCAUGGCAAAUCGUUGGCAGUGACUCGCAACUGAUAGUCUUCAAGCUUGAGCCUGGGCAGGAAGUGAUGAUGCAACCGGGGAGCAUGGUGCACGCAGACGAAGGAGUGAAGCCCAGCACCUCAUUGCGAAAUCCAUUCGGAGCCUUCAUGGCGAGCGAGGAUAUCUUCAGAUUGAAGUGGAAGAAUGAGUCAUCAACAGUCAAGUUUCUCUCAGCAACAUCCAUGUUCCCCUCCAAGGUCAUCCCCAUCGAUUUGUCAGUCUACAGCGGCAUCACCAUUCAGAAAGGCUCCUUCCUCGCCACGACGGGGAGCGAGCUGCGGUUUGAGACUUUCUUCCCUCGAUCGCUCACGGAGUGUCUCGGUCAAGGGAACUUGUUGCAGACGAAGCUCUUCGGCAACGGCAUCUGCUUCCUCUGCGGGAGCGGGACGAUCAUUACGAAGACCCUUGCUGCUGGGGAGAAGUACAUUCUUGAUACGGGCCUGUUCAACACGGAGUACACGGGCCCAGGAUUGAUCGUCUUUCAGACACUUCCAGCAUGCAAGAUUGGAGCUCUCUUUGCGCAAGGGGGAGGCGGUGGUGGAGGAGACGGAGGCGGAGGGGGAGAUGGAGGCGGAGGGGGCUGA